Naegleria gruberi is the source of this 411-nucleotide messenger RNA. RefSeq lists its product as uncharacterized. Gene Ontology annotation, molecular function: 1,4-dihydroxy-2-naphthoyl-CoA thioesterase activity. Gene Ontology annotation, cellular component: cytosol. The record is from RefSeq and is a predicted model, not a curated record. Lineage: Eukaryota; Heterolobosea; Eutetramitea; Acrasida; Naegleriidae. The annotation marks the transcript as partial. The transcript is spliced from 2 exons.
GAGGAAUGGGUUAAAUUAUUUAAAUUGAGACAAGAAUAUGGAAUUAUUGGUCAUAUGGGAUUUAGAAUUGUAGAUAUUCCAAAAGAGGGUGAAUUGAUUGCUGAAAUGACAGCUUCUCAAUUCCACAUGGCUCCAAAUCAAUACAUGCAUGCUGCUUCGAUUGUGUUUUUGGCUGAUACUGCUGCUGGAUUUGGAUGCUAUUGUAAUUUACCAAGUACACAUCACAAAUUUACAACAAUUGAAUUGAAAUCCAAUUUUAUUUCAUCAUCAAAGGUUGGAAAACGUGUGGUUUGUAGAGCUCAAUUAGUUCAUGCUGGUAAAUCAACUCAAGUGUGGGAUGCUCUUGUUUUUGAAGAUGAAUUGGAUAGUGGAAAAUUGAUGGCUACCUUUAGAUGCACCCAAAUUGUAAUG